AUGUUUCGUCCAUUCCAUGAAGCGAAUGGGGCAUGGUUUUGGUGGGGAAGACAAGAUCCAACGGUAUUCAAAAAUGUUUGGAUCCAUAUGUUUAAUUAUUUGACGCAAGUCAAAGAUUUACAUAAUAUCUUGUGGAUCUAUUCACCGGAGCAAGGUGCGUCAACUCCGUCACUGUACUAUCCAGGCAGUGACUACGUGGAUAUUGUCGGACUCGAUGUUUAUACUGAUGAACCUAAUAGUUUGAAGGGAUAUGAUGAAAUGUUAGCUUUGAAUAAGCCGACGAUUCUUGGUGAAGUUGGUCCAAGAACCGCUGAUGGUCAAUUCGAUUACAGUCUAUUACCAAUUGCGAUUCGAAAUAAAUAUCCGAAAGUAUCUUAUUUACUAACAUGGGCUGGCCCUUGGUCACCAGUGGCCAAUAGAAAUGCUUAUAAUUUAUUCAAUAACGCAUACGUCAUCAAUCGUGGCGGUAUCAAUAUAACCGAUAUGAUGUUUUCUGUUUAA
Molecule: messenger RNA, 501 nt
Organism: Adineta ricciae
Lineage: Eukaryota; Metazoa; Rotifera; Eurotatoria; Adinetida; Adinetidae
Source: the annotation of a GenBank genome assembly